CCCUGAUUCGUUGUGCAUGUAUCACGUGAUAAUGGCCAAGUGCCCUUUUCCCGGAAGAAAUCCAUAAGAAAUCAUCUGGCUCUACAAGUGAUGUAUGCAGACUGCAACUCUCCAGGACUCAGGAAACUAUUUCCGAGCUUGCUAGCAGUGAAUGCAACAUGGAGAACGAAGAACAGGCUAUAGCGGCCUUGCUGUCUUCGGUAGCAUCUCUAGCUCAGGUAUAUUCUGAUUUUUGCAAUGUUACACAGACGUACUUACGCAGGAGGCGUGCUAUCAUUGAAGCCAUCGUGUGCAGCGAUAGUGCAGACCUGCGUCGUCGUCGACCGUACACGCAGCGCCGAUUUUGGGUGAGGCCGGGAAGAACCAGUGCUUGGUGGGACAAUUUUGUGAAUGAUGCUGUGAUUGCGGAACAAUGGCGCGACAACUUUCAAAUGUCCAGAUCGGCCAUGAUUAUGCUGAGCGAAAAAUUACGUACGCAUGUGGAAGGAACACAAACCACAAUGAGAGCGCCCGUUGAUGUACUCAAAAAGGUGGCAUGCACGCUGUACUACCUACGUGACGAUGGGAGGCUUCGGGAAACUGCCAACGCAUUUGGACUUUCACGACAAUGUGUUUCAGUUGUCAUCCGGCAAGUCUGUAAGGCUAUCACAACCUUCCUGGGUCCCGAGUAUAUCGACACACCGAAAACGGAAGCCGAGGUGCAAGAGCUUGUCGUCAACUUCAACAAAACACACGGUAUGCCACAGUGCUUGGGCGCAAUUGACUGCACUCACAUCGAGGUAAAAUUAUCCAGGAUUAACUCCAGAGACUACAUAAACAGCCAGGGAAAGGUCUCUUUGAAUGUGCAAGCGACGUGUGACUAUAAAUACUGCUUCAUGGACGUUGUGGUGAAAUGGCCAGGUGGUACGCAAGACGGGCACAUAUUUGCCAACUCAAAGCUGUGCAGGGACCUGAAAGAUGGGACAAUACCCUCCUGUCCGAAAGAGUUGGUGGAGGGUGAGGAUGCAGUCCCUGUGUUCCUUCUGGGUGACCCAGCGUAUACCCUGAUGCCGAACCUCAUGACCGAAUACCCCAAUGGUGGAGUCACCCCUCAAGAGCAGCAUUAUGGACAGGCACAUAUCAAGGCACACAAGAAAGAACCUGUGAACGAGCACAGCUUGAAUGAUGCUCUCAAGUAUGACCGAGAUGUCCAGCCACCAACUAGGCCUACAGUUCUGCAACAGAACGCAGAUGAUGACGAAAUCGAGGGGAAACGAGUGAGAAAUGUUUUGACACAAUUUCUGGACCUGUAAGGUGCAAAUCAUCGUUGUGUGUCAUUGUACUACUUUUUUUUUUUUACCUCAUCGUGAAUUCCCUCAUCGAUUUAAUAAACUGUUUAUCAUUCACAUAA
Alosa sapidissima (American shad) is the source of this 1390-nucleotide messenger RNA. Its product is annotated as putative nuclease HARBI1. NCBI's taxonomy places the organism in Eukaryota, Metazoa, Chordata, Actinopteri, Clupeiformes, Clupeidae. The record is from RefSeq and is a predicted model, not a curated record. The transcript has 2 exons. The coding region runs from base 159 to 1292 and encodes 377 amino acids.